AUGCAGCUGCCAGCCACAGCUCUUGUCAUCUGUGCCAUCGCGGCUGCUUUGCAGGUUCUCACGCUCCUUAAGCUGUUGACAGUCUUGGUGCAACGCCUGCGGAAGCGCCGAAGCUGGUUGGCACCAUGCUGUCGGGGUCUCAUGGUCGAAGUGGAGCGAUGGUUGGGAAAGGUUUCUGGCACAAAGAAGGAGAUCAAAGCCUAUCGAGAUUUGCAGCGCGCCAUUCUCCAACGUGCUUGCACAUGUUUCAUUGGUCUCAGUCUCUUCUACUUGCUGCGGGUACAGAUCGACCUUGCCCAGGGCAUCGAUGUGGCUUACCCAGCCUUGGAUAUUCCUGUCCUGGUAGGCUAUGCCGUAAGUUUGAGCGUGCUGGUGAUGCCGUGCGAGGUAUCGCCCAUGGUCCUGGAUACUUUGCACGCUCUCGCACAGCUACUCUGUGCCAUGGCAUUGUAUUUCUCGAAGACGGAGGAUUUGCCAACUGUGGCGUACUUGACUGUGACGCCGCGGCUAGUUUCUGCCCUUUGGGUCCAGUAUGGCUGGAAAGCGCUCGUUGGACACUGUUUGUGUAGUGGCGUCUUGUGGUGGCGAGAUUCACGAAUGGUGUCCAUUGCCCUUGGGACUCUGGCUCUCUUGAUGAUCCUGACCUGGACUCUUCAUGGCUCCAUAUCCGUCGCAGCAAAGCAGCGCCUGUCCUUCAAGACCAAGCGCGUUGCCAUGGAGUCGGCAACCGCACUCAUGAAUGGCAUUUGUGACUGCGUGGUAGAGCUAGACUCGACCUUGAAGCUUUUGGAAGAUUCCCCGCAAAUUGGCACCAUGCUUUUCUGUGUGAAUUCUGCCGCGACGAUGGCGGGAUCGGACUUUUUGGAUCUGGUCGAAAGUGAGGAUCGCGAGCGCGUGGAGUCUUUUCUCUCCGAGCCUUUCGUCCCCUCAGGCCGGGCCCCAUCCAUACUAACCCGCCUUGUGGAUUCUCAUGGCACCGCAAUCAAGACCGAGCUCUUCCAGAUGUCCUUCAUCGGAGAAGAUGGGUCGCCUUGCCGCUUGAUGGGUUUCAAGGAAUCCCCGGACUUUACCGGAAGCACAGUAGCACCCCUCCGGUCUGACAGCGCCACGCUUGUCAUGGACUCUUCAACAGAAGGGCCCAUUUCAGCGCUUAAAGACUACUCAAUCGUGUUUGAUGCUGUGACGUUUGAAGUUCUUGUUGCGAGUGAUGAGUUUGAGAACCUGUUCGCAAAAUGCACUGGCCACUUCUCCGAUUUUGAGAAGAUGAGCAUCUAUGACCUAUCGCCAGAUGUGGGUGCAACGUCGCUGAGCAGGCGGAUACAAUCGGCAGUGAAUUCAUUCGAUCAUGAAACAGGGUUGGUGGAGGCGCAAAAGACGCUGGGUAGCUUCAACCUCUUUGGUGUUUGUACAAUGGAAGCCAUUCUGGAGUUGGAGCAUGAUCCCGCUCUUGGGACCUUGGUUGGAACCCUGCGAUGCUUUGAGCACAUAGUUCACCGCGAGCUGCCGCUCAAGAAGACCAGUUCUCGAUCUUCUUCGCAAGGCUCGCGCCGAGACCGAAACAGGCGUCGCAAAGACGCCCUCCAGAGGCUGGGGCUCACUGUUGGCGCUGACGCUGGCACCCAUGCCCCUGCUCAUGGUGGACCUGACGGCCACCUGAUGUCAGCUGGCCGGUCACGCCCAAAGUCAUCGACAUCGCCAAAAGAAGGUGGCGACAACGAUAGAAUCACAUUGGUGUUGUAG
Messenger RNA from Symbiodinium natans, 1740 nucleotides. NCBI's taxonomy places the organism in Eukaryota, Dinophyceae, Suessiales, Symbiodiniaceae. The record is from the annotation of a GenBank genome assembly.